Molecule: messenger RNA, 1683 nt
Organism: Hippoglossus stenolepis (Pacific halibut)
Lineage: Eukaryota; Metazoa; Chordata; Actinopteri; Pleuronectiformes; Pleuronectidae
Gene: ckmb
Product: creatine kinase, muscle b
Exons: 9
Coding region: 179-1321 (380 amino acids)
Biological process (GO): phosphocreatine biosynthetic process
Molecular function (GO): creatine kinase activity
Source: RefSeq, a predicted model, not a curated record
CAAUCAGACCAGGGUACCCCGAGCCCAGCCAGCCAAUAGGGAUGGAAGCUGGAGUAUAAAUGCUCUGGUUCAUCACCUGGUAGAGUUGGGAAACCCUUACAUUUGGUGGAUAGGAUCUGAUCCCGGGAUCUGUUACAGCUUUCUUUUCUCCUAAGCAGACGGAGUAAGAAUCGCAGCCAUGGCGAAGAACUGUCAUAACGACUACAAGAUGAAGUUCUCCAAGGACGAGGAGUUCCCCGACCUGUCCCUGCACAACAACCACAUGGCCAAGGUGCUGACCAAGGAGAUCUAUGACAAGCUGAGGGGCAAGUCCACCCCCAGCGGCUUCACCGUGGAUGACGUCAUCCAGACCGGUGUGGACAACCCAGGUCACCCCUUCAUCAUGACCGUGGGCUGCGUUGCUGGUGAUGAGGAGUGCUACGAGGUCUUCAAGGAUCUGCUGGACCCCAUCAUCUCCGACCGUCACGGCGGAUACAAGCCCACCGACAAGCACAAGACCGACCUGGAGUUCGAGCACCUGAAGGGAGGUGAUGACCUGGACCCCAACUACGUGCUGUCCAGCCGUGUGCGUACCGGCCGCAGCAUCAAGGGAUUCACCCUGCCCCCCCACAACAGCCGUGGAGAGCGCAGAGCCAUUGAGAAGCUGUCCAUUGAGGCCCUGGCCAGUCUGGAUGGAGAGUUCAAGGGAAAGUACUACCCCCUGAACGGCAUGACCGACGCUGAGCAGGAUCAGCUGAUCAAUGAUCACUUCCUGUUCGACAAGCCCGUGUCCCCCCUGCUGACCUGCGCCGGAAUGGCCCGUGACUGGCCCGACGGCAGAGGCAUCUGGCACAACGACGACAAGACCUUCCUGGUCUGGGUGAACGAGGAGGAUCACCUGCGUGUCAUCUCCAUGCAGAAGGGAGGCAACAUGAAGGAGGUGUUCAGACGCUUCUGCGUCGGCCUGAAGAAGAUUGAGGCGAUCUUCAAGAAGCACAACCACGGCUUCAGCUGGAGCGAGCAUCUCGGCUACAUCCUGACCUGCCCCUCCAACCUGGGAACUGGCCUGCGCGGUGGCGUGCACGUCAAGCUUGCCAAGCUCUGCACACACGCCAAGUUCGAGGAGAUCCUGACCAGGCUGCGUCUGCAGAAGCGCGGCACAGGUGGUGUGGACACAGCCUCCGUGGGGGGUGUGUUCGACAUCUCCAACGCCGACCGUCUGGGCUCCUCUGAGGUGGAUCAGGUCCAGAUGGUGGUUGAUGGUGUCAAGCUGAUGGUUGAGAUGGAGAAGAAGCUGGAGAAGGGAGAGUCCAUCGAUGGCAUGAUCCCCGCCCAGAAGUAAAGUGGACAGACAACCAAGGAUUGAAUAACCGUCUGUGUUUGUUUUUUUUAUAUUAUAAAAAAAUGAACGGUAAUAUUGUAAAGUUAUUUUACUGGUUAAAGCCAACUGGCUACAUUCUACUUACUUUUUUCAUCACUCCUCUUUUCUUUCUUUCUUACCUCUGUUAAUCUCACUCAUCUUUCCCCCUCUCCUGCUUCUUCUUGCCAAGUUCCUGUAACUUUAAUCAUCUUCUCUGUAACAUCCUGGGAUCAACCCAUGCAUAGUCUGGUCGUGGCUAUGUAUGUGCACCAAAAGAAAAACAAAUUUUUUUUGGUUGUAAAAUAUAACUGGACAAUUAAACAAUGCCCCACGUAACAAUCAAA